Messenger RNA from Cuscuta campestris, 1375 nucleotides. NCBI's taxonomy places the organism in Eukaryota, Viridiplantae, Streptophyta, Magnoliopsida, Solanales, Convolvulaceae. The record is from the annotation of a GenBank genome assembly.
ACGUGCGCCCACGUGGGGGCACGCUGCUGAUGUGGUGCGAGGUGACUGGUUUCGUCCUCGAGCUGCCUUAUCGCCUUGUGAGGGGGAUCAUUCCCUAUGUCGAGUAGCGCCUUGGAUGGAUUCUUCAGCAUCUCCAGUUGUCCUCUACUGACACGGGUCGCUACACGCCAAGCCCUCGCAGAUCCUCUUCUGCCGACCCUUUCCAACCCCAGAAACUACACCGGUCGGCUGCAGACCUGCCGUUUCGCCUGCCAGUGGGUCAUCAUUGCGCCGCCUGACGCAGCGCAACCUGGAGAGGCCACGUCACUUCCUUCAGCCCUCUUCUUCCUAUAUAAGGGCCUCCACCCCUCUUCUUUGUUCACUUUCCGCGAUCACGUCUCAGAGCUUUCACCGGUCAAGUUCCUUAUCUUUCGCUAUCCAGCCCUCCGAGUCAAGCAGUCCUCAGAGGACUGCUCCUCUGAGGAUUCCAACUCAUCUUCCUCGACCGGGUCUUCUUCUCCUGAAUCCACGCCCGGUCAGGUUCCCAACUCCUCCAUUCCCGACCCGCAUCCUGUAAAUCAGGUGCCCGGUGAAACUUUCGUGGGGAGGGAUGACCCGGUCGAUGACGAACCGGGCCCCUACGACCCUGAACACGAAACCCGGGAUGCGUGGGAGGAGCGGCUUCAUGCUGCCGAUAUGGAGUUUGAAGAGUUCGCCAUCCCCGACGACCAACCAGCCGGGGAGACCGGGGGCUCCCAAGCCAAUACUGCCAAGACCUUCCCGGUCAGUCCAGAGACCGUGGAAAUCCUCGAUGAAGAUGAGCCCCAAGACAACCGGUCUAAGGGGAAGGAGAAGGAAAAGGCCGGUCGCCGGGUGAAGAAGGUGGCCACCACGCACCCUUCCUAUGCCAAGAAGAGGGCAAGGUCAGAUCCUGAGCCGGCCGGCCAGACCAUCGAGGAGGCCUUCGUCAAUCUGGGGCUGAGGCUGAAGAAGGCGGGGGAGAUUGGACCCCUCACAGCUGACCGGCUUGGUUUAGGCUCUCCCUCGGAGUUUGCCCGGCUGAAGAAGGAGAAGGAGGAGAUGGCCCUCAUCUUGAAGAGCCAGGCCGAUGAGCUGAUCAGGCUGUCGGGGUUAGCCGGGUCCAUGAAGACCGAGAUCUCCCAGCUGAAGGAGGAGAAUGGCCGGCUCAUGGAUGAAGUCUCUGAGGCCAAGAGGGAGAUGACGGAGAAGGAAGAAAACUUCCCCGGGUGCGCAGCCGCCUGGGUUGAGGAAAAUAAGGCCGAAGCUGCCCGGGUUCUACGGCGAGCCCAGAAGCUACCAUGGAAUCCUUCAGGCUUCUAUACCGGGAGCCUGAAGGAAAGAAGAUGAUCACCGCCGUUGGAUCUUUCGGAUUCAA